Molecule: messenger RNA, 2773 nt
Organism: Brassica napus (rape)
Lineage: Eukaryota; Viridiplantae; Streptophyta; Magnoliopsida; Brassicales; Brassicaceae
Product: egg cell-secreted protein 1.1
Exons: 1
Coding region: 1974-2387 (137 amino acids)
Biological process (GO): double fertilization forming a zygote and endosperm
Source: RefSeq, a predicted model, not a curated record
UCACAGUGAUGAAGCAGUAGUGUCUCAUGGUGUUGUUUUCACAACUCCUGAACAAGGUCUAUUGCUGGGUGAUUAUUGGAUAGAUGAGGUGGGAAAGAAAGUUGACUGUGACAAUAUCACUGGUGCCUAUAUAGCUGCUAAGUCUCAUGAUAUCUCUGAUGUUGUCACGGCUUCUGAGAGCCAGUUUAUUAUGGGAGACUUUGAGCCUGAAGAAGCUGAAAACAAACAGAGAGAAAACAAGGAUGUGGAACUGCUGGGUGAAUCUAAAAUUAUCACUAAACUGGAAGGACAUACACUGUCUGAAGACUCUGGACUAGGCAAAACAAGAAUGAUAAAGUAUAGUACAGCAGCCACUGGAAAAGAGUCUUUUGUUUUCAGUUCCCCGGAGAAACUACUUCACUUAGAAAAAUCUGAACCACAUGCUGCUGGAAAUCAAGAACGAGAGGAAGUGGAGUCUGCCUUCUUCACUAGGUUUGAGACUUGUUUACUUCUGGGAGAGUCUGCACAUGACAUACUAGGUGAGCAAUUUUUUCUUAAAUUCUCGUCAAUUUCAUAUGGCGUAAUCUUUAAGUUUAUGUUUUGUCUGAAGUUAUUAUGAUCAUAUCUCUUUCUUCAUCCCUGAAAUGCAGAAGAAUCUAGCCCUUUCACAACCAUUCAUGAACAAAUAAACGAUGCAUUGGAGGAAUUGGCAAUAACAGGUGAUUAGCACACAUUAAUACUUAUUUUCACCAGCCAACACUUUGUUCUAACUAGAUGCUUACGCAAUUGUUAGAUAGUUAUUUUAUUGCUAAUCAUUUGUAUACAUUAUUGAAGCAGAUGAGCUCAUAGAAACAAAGGUAACAACUCAAAGAGAUGACAAGGGAAGUCCCAUGCUGGACUCUUCGGUGGCUCACGGAGGUUGAGCACUUAAGUUUAUGAUUUGCAUAUCUCAUGAACGUUUAUUAUUUGUCUCAAAUCUCCCUUCUUUGCUUCUAUGCUUUGUUUUCUAGACUUCUAAGCUUAAUAAGCUUUUUAAACUUAUGUUAUUGCCUGUGAGUUUUCAAAUAGUUAAAAUUUUGGCUUUUGAUUUCUUGUGCGUCAAACUUUAUCAUUAGACAUACGUGUUAUGUUCACACAUGCAUACUUGGAUGUGGAGAAACAAAAUUAAUUCAUUAUCUAAAGAUUGUAAACCAUAACCUAAAUUUAUUAUUAGCAUAGAUUUUAAGGGUCACCUUACCAAUUAGGAGAACUGUUGUAGUUAAAUUGAAUAAAACGAGGUUUUUAAAUUGAGAUUAAAGAUUUUAUACCUGAAGAUUUGAGAUUUGAUUCUAGAGUCUAGAGAUACAAAUUAUGCAGAUUUACUGAAAAAAUAAUUUAAGAAUUGUAACAUGAUUUACAUAGAGAAGCCUUUUAAAAAUGUUCUAAAUAGAAUUGUCAUGCAUGAAUUUCAAUAGAAAGGUUAGUGCAGUACACAUAUAAUAUUAGACGUUAAUUUUAAUUAUCAGUUUUAUAUAAUAAUUAUUCUAAUCUAUGAUAAAUUAAUUAAUGUGAAAACUAAUGUUUAAAUUUCACCAAAUAUUAAUUAAUGUGAAAAACUAAUGUUUAAAUUUCACCAAAUGCAAUCAUUCUGUACUGUACUAAACCAAAUUGAAUGGUCCUGAUCCGGCCCAUUAGACCCUAAACCAACACAUCUAAGUACCUAAUGAGAAUUUGUUGCUAAACUGUUGUAAUAUAUAUAUCAUCACAUUUGUAACGCAGAUUUAAUUACAAUAAUUAUACCCACUACGCCACUAAGCACUGAUUAUCCCACAGAGGUGAUUAAUGAGUUUCCAUCGUUACUUACUUUAGCCCUUUCACUCUACCAUUUACUUGUAACAGUCAAGGCCACAAGUGUCUCUAUAUAAACUCUCUAAGGUUAACACUCACUUCUCAUCACAUUUACAAACAAAUCAAACCAUACUCACUAGCUAAUCCUUCUUCUCUCGAACCUAUCAAUGGCUACUAAACCAACUUUUGCGGUUAGCUUCACUGUGAUGCUCGUGCUCAUGGUAACUUCUUCCACGGUGACAGCACGACCUCUCAUGAAACCAACCGUAGGCGCACCUUCUCCUUCCACAAGCCUUGUGUACCGUCUUAGGCUUGAUGAAGAAACAGGUUACUGCUGGGAUUCAUUGAUGCAGCUCCAACACUGUUCUGGAGAGCUGAUCUUGUUCUUUCUCAACGGUGAGACUUACAUUGGCCCAGGGUGUUGCAGUGCUAUAAGAACCGUGGGAAGCAAGUGUUGGCCUACUAUGAUUGGUGUUCUUGGUUUCACUGCUCAAGAAGGUGACAUGCUCCAAGGUUAUUGUGAUGAUGAACACGAUGAACAUGCUCUUGCCUUCUCACCACUGCCUACUACGGUUGCUUGAUCUUCUAACCCUUCAUAUUACUGGAUUUAGAGCCUAUGCUUUUCUUUUUCUAAGGGAAAUGAUUAUCUUAUAUAAUUGGAGAAGGCUAUUGAUAAAUAGCUUCUCUGUUUUUAUUCGUUAAUAAAAGAGAGUUUACGUACAACCAAGGUUUUGCAAAUCUUGUAAACAUAAUCUUCUUUUCUUCUCAAAUCCAUACAUAAAAUUCCAUGUUUAAUAAAUCAGUGAACAGUCACCAAAAAACGUAGCUACCCCUAUGUCCUGAUCAGACCAGGGACAGUAGAAAAACAUACCAACAAGUAAAAGAGUUCAUAAUUCAUAACUAUUGCCUAUUUUUUUUGGGUCAAAUUGAUAACUAUUGCUUCUCUUCCAAGAAACAACCAUUUGUG